Stylonychia lemnae is the source of this 3771-nucleotide messenger RNA. NCBI's taxonomy places the organism in Eukaryota, Ciliophora, Spirotrichea, Sporadotrichida, Oxytrichidae. The record is from the annotation of a GenBank genome assembly.
AUGUUCACUGAAUUCAGCUUGUCUCUUAAGAACAUUAAGAAACUGGUUGGCCAAGAGGAUAAGAUGGGCAACUAAAGUUAAAUCACCAAUGGAGGUCUCCAUGUCAGUGACUAUACAGAUAAAGAGAAGAGUAGAAAUUACAUUCAAAAUGCAAAUGUUUAGAGCUCACUUGACAUUAAUAAAAAUUCAAAGCAGUAAAUUGCCUUAAGUUCUCAAACAUCUAGCAAGAUGACCACAAAUUAAUCAACUCAAAAUUUGCAAAAUAAUAAUUAAUAAAGGACUGAAUACUAUGAUGGUGCAGCUAAUAAUAUAUUUACAAAUCAGUAUCAAAAUAAUGAAAAAAAUAGCAAUUCAAUCGGCAAUAACAAUUCAAGUGUAAUCACUAAUAACUCACCUACAAAGAUGGACUCUCUUCAUACUGUUUUGGUUAAAUAACAAUAAUGGUCAGCUUCAAAAGAGAAGUAAGUCAAAGAGCUGGCUUAGGAUCAAAUUAGACGAGGAUUAAUUAUUCCCAAUACAAUUUAAAGUGGUUAAUAUGAUGUUUAGCAAUAUAAGAGCAGAGGAAAUUCACUCACUCAUAGAAGUGCUGGUCACUCAGCUUCUGUUAAAAAGACUAUUAUAGAUUCAAAUUAAAAAAGUGAAUUAAGAUAAAAAAUCAAUGAUAUGGCAGGUGGAAAUUAUCUUGCUGAAACUGAAAGAUAUAGUGAGACUAAAAGAAACCUUAUGAAAUCAUUUUCAUAGAAAAGUAUUGAAAACUUUAAGUUCCCAGGAUAGAAAAUAGAAAAACAGGAUUCAACUUAGAAAAUACUUCUAGAAAUGCACAAAGAGGAUAAGCAACGUCAAUAUGAAUAAGCUUACAAAAGCAGUAAGAAUGCUAUGCAAGAUACAAAAUUCUCAACUGGAGAUAGUAAAACAAAAGUUGCUUUUAGAAUAAGAUCAGGAAAUCGUACUGGUAGUCAUAGAAGAGCCUUACAAGCUCAUUCAAAGUUAGAAGAAGAAAAAGCUGCUUCAUAGGUAGCUAAGCAUUUAAGAAAAACACCAGCUCCAGAUGUUGCUUAAAAUCAAAUAAAAAGGAUAUAAUCUGCUUAUAAUCAGCGAUAACUUUGUUAACAGCCCUUAUUUCUAAGUCAGGAUGGAACGAACUUAAAAACUACAGAUUCAGAUACAGAUGAUCCUAAAUAUGAAAUAUAAAGAAUAGCUCAACUUGGAAAAUAACAGUCAGAAAGUCAUAGCCAACAAUUCUAGUCAUUUAAUUUGCAAUAAACAACAAAUAAAUUAUUUACAAUAGCUGGAAUGUAGAACUCUCAAAGAAGCUAGUAGUUCAACAUUAGAUCAAUUAAUUAAACUGGGAAAAUUGGUAUAUAGCAUGCUAAAAGUGGAAGUGUUUUAUCAACACUCCCAAUAAAGCCCUUUUAAAGAAAAAGCUCUAUAAAAUAACCUGAAAGAGUCUAAACACCAGCAGCUGCCUAUACUAACACAGCAAGAAUUGAAUUUCCUCCUGGGACAGGGCCUAAUUAAAUUUUAGUUGAAGGAGUAAAGCAAAAGCUAUUAGCAUGCUUAUAUGAAGCUAAAUGUAAAGAUUUAUAGUUGAAGGCUUACAAAGAAUAAGAAAAACGAUUCUUUGAGUUCUGUUAAAAGACAAUCAGCAAUAGAAAAAUCAUAAUGAGGGAGUGUGGCCUAGGAGAAGCUUCAGCUACAGUUUUAUCUCAAAUAAUAACAGGGGAUUAUUUCAGUCAUCUCGAUCUUGGAAAGAAUAAUCUAGGAAAUGCUGGAUUGGUAGCAUUAUUAAAGGGGAUAAAAUAAAACUGCUCAUUAAUUCACCUUGAUUUAGGUAGCAAUGAUAUAACUUUUGAAGGAGCUGCAAAAUUGUUUAAAUCUUUGGAAACUCAUUUAACAUUAUCCUCUCUUACCUUGGCUAAUCAUGAUAGACUUCAUAGAAACAGAAUGGGAUUUAAAGCUUGCGAAGCUUUGAAUGAACUUUUGAAAAAGAAUAAAAUACUUUCAAUGAUAAACAUAUCUGAUAAUGCUAUUUCAAAUGAAGGGCUAAAGAUAAUAUCUAAUGGAGCUUUUACAUUAGAAAGUAAUCUUGUGGGUAUAAAUAUGUCAAAUAAUGAUUUACAAGGAUCACAAGCUAUUCAGUGCUUCUCUGAGAUAAUAAGUCUGAGUAAAUCAUUGCUGGAACUGAAUCUUAGUGAUAAUUUGAUAGGUGAUUAAGGUAUAGAUGAAUUCACUAAGUUAUUCACUUAAAACGCUAGCAGAUUAAUGAGACUUCAUCUUGGAAAUAUCAAUGCCUCAGCUUAAAGUGUAGGUAGGAUGUUUUUUGCCUUAAAAUCAAAUAAUUUUAUGACUCAUCUAUCUCUGGAUAGUAAUGACAUGAGUCACUAAUGUUUUGAUUAAAUAUCUCUUCUAUUAUGGAAUAAUAGAAAGCUUUAAUCUUUAGAAUUCAAAUCUUGCAACAUAUCAAAUUACGGAUGUGAGGCCAUCAUCGAAGGAAUGAGCAAAAAUACAACAUUAAAAUACCUAGACUUAACUUCAAAUAAAUUCAACUCAAAUGCAAUGAGAAAAUGGCUUGAUAUUUUGGGAAGAACUGGCUUAUUACAUUUAGAUCUUAGCAAUAAUAAUAUAGAUGAUGAUGGAGUUUAGUAUAUUGUAAAGGGGCUAGGGGUUCACUAAGAAAACAAGAAAUGUCCAACAAUGACUUUCUUAGGUCUUAAAAAUGUUAAUAUGAAAGAUGCUGGUGGCUCAGCUUUAAGCUAAAUGAUGAGUUCAAACACCCAAAUAGUUAAAUUAAUUACUGAUUCAAACACUGUAAGUCAUAAAUACAUAGAGGAAAUCUAAGCUGCAUGUCUUAGAAACAAAUAGAUCUAAAAGCAAAACACUGUUCCUAAAUUUAAAGAUGAAUUAGGCCAUUUAAUAUAGAUAACAUAAGAGUAAACAAAGAAAAAUUAAAUCGAUUCAACUCUUGAACUACCUAUGAAACUUUAAGAGAAAAGAAUGAACUGCAUCAGAAAAAUAAAGACUUUACAUGUGGAAAAGGGAGAAAGAGUUAAAGAGAUAUUUGAAGGAGAAGAUAUUAUACAGGAUCUCUAAGAUUAGGAAGAGGAAAUGUAUAGAGAGUUUAGAUUAAUCAAAGAAUAAAAUGAGAGAGUUCUCGGCAAUCUAGAUGAAAGAAUAACAAAGUUUUAAAAGAAAGAGUUAAACAAAGAACUCUGGAUUCAAGAAUAGCUUGACAAUAUAGACAAGAGAAUGGAUUAUGUGAAAUUGAAAAAUCGAAGAGUUCAAGUAUAAAUUGAUCAUGAAUAAGCAAAGAUUAAUAAAGAGCAGGAUAAAUAUAAAGACUAUGUAUUUGAGUUGUAAUAGCAAUUAGAGGAAGCUGAAAAAGAGGCAAGAAUGGCCUAAGUGCUUCAUAAAACAUAUGUAGACCAGCUCGAAAGAGAAAAAAAUAAGAUGAUUGAAGAAGCUCGUAAGAAUAACAGUCACUUAAGUGAAGAUAACAAAGACAUCCUCUUACACCAUCAUAAUACUUAUGAUAACUAAAGUUUGGAGGAGAUUAAAGAACUCAUCAUCCGAAAUAAUGAGGGAAAGAUUUGUAAGAGAAAGGGCUCAAAAUCAACAAAUAGAAAAAAGAAAAGUAGCAAAGCAUUGAAAACUUUGGGAGAUAAGUCUAAAAAGAAAGUUAAAGAUGACAAUGAUGCUUAUCGUGGACCAUAAAAUGAUGCCUUUUCUAGUGCUAAUUCAACCAAAAGAAACAAAAAGCCACCAAUUAAAUGA